This is a messenger RNA of Ylistrum balloti, 1164 nucleotides long. Its product is annotated as proteasome subunit beta type-5-like. NCBI's taxonomy places the organism in Eukaryota, Metazoa, Mollusca, Bivalvia, Pectinida, Pectinidae. The record is from RefSeq and is a predicted model, not a curated record. Gene Ontology annotation, cellular component: proteasome core complex. The transcript is spliced from 7 exons. Gene Ontology annotation, molecular function: threonine-type endopeptidase activity. The coding region runs from base 1 to 831 and encodes 276 amino acids.
AUGGCGCUUGCUGAUGUUUGUGGAUUGAAGUUCCAGCCACUUCAGAGCUCCUUACUUUGUGGAGACAGCUCGGACUCUUCACGUUUAGUAGACGAUGCUUUAACAUCUUCUCACAACUUCACAUUGCCGAACAAUUUUGACCCAGUUGAAAACCUGAAAGCAUUUACUGAUCCAAAAAGUGACGUGAAGAUUCAAUUUCAUCAUGGAACAACUACACUUGCAUUCAAGUUCCAACAUGGUGUCAUCGUGGCUGUGGACUCCCGAGCUACUGCUGGUUCCUACAUUGCCUCCCAGACAGUGAAGAAGGUGAUUGAAAUAAACCCAUACCUCCUAGGGACAAUGGCUGGGGGUGCAGCUGACUGUUCCUACUGGGAGAGGUACCUUGCUAAACAGUGCAGAAUCUACGAACUCCGCAACAAAGAAAGAAUUUCUGUUGCAGCAGCAUCCAAAGUGUUGGCAAAUAUUGUAUACAGUUACAAGGGGAUGGGGCUGUCCAUGGGUACAAUGAUCUGUGGAUGGGAUAAGAAGGGACCAGGACUAUACUAUGUAGACAGUGAUGGGACCAGACUUACAAACAACAUUUUCUCAGUCGGUUCUGGCUCAACUUACGCCUAUGGUGUGUUGGACUCUGGCUAUGCCUGGGAUCUAACCGUGCCGGAGGCCAUAGACCUGGGUCGUCGUGCGAUCUACCAUGCCACUCACCGUGAUGCGUACAGUGGAGGAGUAGUUAACUUGUAUCAUAUGAAAGAGACAGGCUGGGAGUUUAUAUCACAGACAGACACUGCAGAGAUUCACUACAAAUUCCAGGAGGAGAAAAAGCAGUCCCGGUGAUGACUUCUUCCUGAUCAUAGCUAUCUAACUCUCACAGCGAGUCUCCGCGCGGAAAUUGUGUCCUCUGAAUGUGUCGGAUGAUUUGUGUUAAGACAGUGAUCCACAUCAUCUAUUUAAAACAUUGAAAAGUCUGUCUUACUAAUAAUUUUUGACAGAUUUUUCAGUUUUCACAAUUGACUUUGUCAUUUGUCAUCUCACUGUUAGUGAUGAAAUUCUAAUGACUUUGAUGUAAGUGCUAUAAGUUACAUUACUGUAGGAUGCCAGUCUGUAUCUAUCACAUGUCAGACCUAAAUAAGUCUGGUAUCUUACAAAAUAAAAAAUACAUUAUCAUAA